Arctia plantaginis is the source of this 2445-nucleotide messenger RNA. NCBI's taxonomy places the organism in Eukaryota, Metazoa, Arthropoda, Insecta, Lepidoptera, Erebidae. The record is from the annotation of a GenBank genome assembly.
AUGAAUAUCGAAUUAACAAAAUUAUAUUUUGAACCGUUACAUACGCAACAAGCGUUAUACGGGUCGUCGUCGUUGUUGUGCGCGCAGUGUAAGUACGACGGGGUCGCUAUGUGGCGAUCUUUAACAGUUGUGCUCCUACUCGGAGUAUUCACAUCCGCUAUCAAUCUCAAUUACUUAGACCCGACGAAACUUCAAACUCUAACUUCAAGUGAAACUCAAAAAAGUGCGGCUCUAAACAUAAUACAAAAAUAUUUACGUGAUGUGAUUGUUGAAGUUGAUCUACUGUGGUUUAAAGAUAAUAAAGACACCUUCUCUCUAAAUACACUUGAAAAUAAAUUGCAUAUAAGAGCAAGUUCCGGCGUGGCAGCAGUAUGGGGCUUCAAUUAUUAUCUCAAGAAAUACUGCAAGAGUCAAAUUGAGUGGCAAACAGAGAAUGUACGCAUUCCCCCAGUCCUCCCAUCCAUAAACGAAACAGUGGUAGCUAACGAUAGGUUUCGAUAUUAUCAGAAUGUGUGUACAGGGUCAUAUAGCUUUGUUUGGUGGAAUGUACGACAAUGGCAGAAGCACGUAGCAUGGAUGGCACUGAACGGUAUUAACUUAGCUCUGGCUCCGGUUGCCCAAGAAGCGGCGUGGGCUAGUAUUUAUAGACAAAUAGGCAUGACACAAGAAGAAAUAGACCAGCAUCUAGCGGGACCAGCUUUUUUGUCUUGGCUUCGGAUGGGAAAUAUGCAUGGUUGGGGAGGCCCACUGCCUCAAUCGUGGCAUAAUUUACAAUUAGCCAUACAAAACGAAGUAAUUAAUAUGAUGCUAAGUUUAGGUAUGGUGCCUGUUUUACCAGCAUUUAAUGGACACGUUCCAGUAGCAUUUUCAAGGGUGUAUCCUAACAGCAAGUUUCAUGAAGUAGUACGUUGGAAUGGAUUCAGUACUGAGUAUUGUUGCGGACUGUUCAUAAAUCCGAAUGAUCCUCUAUUUAAUAUAGUUGGAAAAAUGUUCUUAACCGUAAUCAAGAAGCCCGGUAUUCAUAUUUAUACAGCAGAUCCAUUCAACGAGAUAUCAAUAUCAAAUUUUUCUACACAAUUGGCACAGACUACAUCUAAUGCAAUAUUCUCGACUCUUGUAGAAUCCGAUAAAGAAGCUGUGUGGUUACUACAAAAUUGGAUGUUCGUGAAUAACCCUUCUAUGUGGCCUAUAAAUCGAGUUCAAACUUUCCUGAAUGCAGUUCCAAGCGGUCGAAUGCUUAUCUUAGAUCUACAGUCCGAACAGUGGCCACAAUAUAAUCUUUAUAGAAUGUACUUUGGCCAACCGUUUAUUUGGUGCAUGUUGCAUAAUUUUGGCGGGACACUGGGAAUGUUCGGGAAUAUGGUGACAAUCAAUAGAGAUGUUUAUCAAGUUAGGUCUCAAGUGAACAGUACAAUGAUUGGAAUAGGUCUUACUCCAGAAGGUAUCAAUCAGAAUUAUGUAGUGUAUGAUCUAAUGUUGGAAUCCGCAUGGCGCAAGUCUCCGGUAGCAGACCUCACUGCCUGGAUAACUGAUUACGCUGAAAGAAGACAUGGAUGCAAGGAUACUGCUGAAGCGUGGAAGUAUUUGCUCAAAAGUGUAUACAGCUUUAACGGUUUAAACAGAAUCAGAGGAAAGUACGUUGUUACCAGGAGGCCAAAUUUUGGAAUACAACCAUGGGCCUGGUAUAAAAGUUACGAUUUAUUUCAGGCUUUUAGGAAGCUAGCAUUUACUAAUGAGAGCCAUUGUUCGACAGAAGGGUUCUAUUAUGAUGUAGCAGACGUUACUCGCCAAGCCUUGCAGUACAGAGCCGAACAAUUUUAUGUGAAUGUCGCGAAAGAUAGAUAUGGGAACGGAUUCGUAUUUGAGAGUUCUAUAAAUCGGUUUCUUAGCGUAUUGUCUGAUAUGUCCUCUGUAUUACGGCAAAGUAAGUACUUUCUUGCUUGGAACUGGUUCGCACAAGCCAAGAGUAUAGGAGAAACAUUAGAAGAAGAGUACUUAUAUGAGAUGAAUGCAAGAAAUCAGAUCACGCUGUGGGGACCCAGAGGAGAAAUAUCGGAUUAUGCUUGCAAACAAUGGGCUGAGGUCAUUCGUGACUAUUAUAUUCCGAGAUGGAAAACUUUCUUAUCUGCUGCUCUAAAGGCUAAAAUAGCUGGUGAGGUAUUUAACGAACAAGCGACGAGACGUGUUGUUACUGAAAACGUUGAAAUUCCAUAUGCAACAACGUCUUUUGGAAGUACAGACUGGUCACUCCCUUCUGAAUCACUUAUGGAUCAAGCCAAGAAUCUUUAUAGAAAAUGGGCUUAUGUCGCCGAUGUAAAUGACUUGCCGAUAAUGACCAUUAAGGCCAAAAGAGCUAGUGAAUUUAUAGUUUCAGAUGGGGAAUCCGAAGAUUCUGAAACGGCUGUUGAUCCCUACGUGUUCAUGUUUACGACGCCAACUGAUUAG